Molecule: messenger RNA, 1119 nt
Organism: Penicillium expansum
Lineage: Eukaryota; Fungi; Ascomycota; Eurotiomycetes; Eurotiales; Aspergillaceae
Product: RTA1 domain-containing protein
Exons: 6
Coding region: 1-1119 (372 amino acids)
Cellular component (GO): membrane
Source: RefSeq, a predicted model, not a curated record
AUGGCCGAGGGGUUCAAAUUGUACCAUUACAACCCAUCUGUCGGGUCUGCUAUCGCCUUUGCAGCAGUAUUUGGACUCACUACCGCCAUACACAUCUGGCAAUUAGGUCGGAAUAGAACCUGGUAUUUCAUACCAUUCGUCAUCGGUGGCUUAUUUGAGGCAUUGGGCUACUUAGCGAGGUAUGCCAGCGCAGAGGAGGCCCCGGAUUUCACCACCAAGCCAUAUAUUGCACAGAGCUUGAUGCUCCUGUUAGCACCUGCAUUCUUUGCGGCUUCCAUAUACAUGAUUCUCGGUCGGAUCAUUCGUAUGCUGAACGGGGCCUCGUGUUCCCUAGUCAGGCCGACAUGGUUGACGAAGAUAUUUGUCACGGGUGAUGUGCUAUCAUUUUUCAUCCAGAGUGGAGGAGGUGGAAUGCUUGCUACCGCGAAGGACCAGUCGAAAGUAAAACUUGGAAACAACAUGAUUGUUGUCGGACUUUUCGUUCAGAUCCUAUUCUUUGGGUUCUUUAUCAUCAUUUCCGUGGUUUUUCAUCGCCGCAUGCUAGCUACACCUAUGCAUGCUGCGGGCGACACUCGAAUCCCCUGGACCCGCUACAUGAAGGUCCUUUAUACUGCCAGUGUCUUGGUCCUGGUUCGAUCAAUCUACAGAGUGGCAGAAUAUGUUCAGGGCAGCGGUGGAUUUCUUCAAAGUAAAGAGGCAUUCAUAUAUGUGUUCGAUGCGGCGUUGAUGUUCAUCUGCUGUCUGCUUUUCAACUUCUUCCAUCCAAGCAAGAUUCUCUCAGGCUAUCAAAAAGCUCGUGGAGACCCGGAUCUGGAAAUGUUGAACCAAGAUACCGGAUAUACAGGACAAGUCAGCCUAGGGGAAGCUAAGGAUGUCGAUUUAUCUAUCGAAGACGAAUUGAGCGCGAGGCGUGGCUAUACAGCUGCUCUCGCCAAUCCUAAAGUAUCUAAGAAGGCUAAGCGUAAUGCAUUAGACCUUCUCAAUGAUGAGCUUGGUGGGGAUACACCUCGACAUUACCUUAAUGAGGCUCCGGACCAGAGUAAAGACCAGAGUGGUCUAGCUGGCGUGGGAAGAGCUGAACACAAAUCUCACCACACCACUCAAGGCGAAAAUGACUAG